ACACCUAUUUUUGGCAAAUUCUUCCAUGGGAAAGUGCCCCUUGGAAAGUCAUGGAGAAAGCAGGAAAACGCACUCAGGGAGAUGGUCAAGAAUACAGUGCACCAUCUGAAGGUGAUACCCGUGCAAAUAAGAGCGGAAGAGUGCGUCAAAGUGGACAGAGUGGACAGAGUAUCAAGGAAGUUCAGAGGAAAAAGGGGGCAGUACCCAAAGAAUCUCCACUAGCGCCAGUUGGGAAGAUAUUCAAUCUUGUGCCUCAUCUCGUGCAGAGUGCCAAUCGAUCAACGAAUCUUGCCAGGAACAGAGAACCCCGAUUUAUUCCAUUUGAACCCUACAAAGGUGCUGUCACUCCUAUAAUUCCCUACCGGAAGCCACCUAUUUUGCGAGGGAAGAGUCGGAAUAAUCUGGAUUUGGGUGUUCUGGUGUCUCAGCUAUCUGACAUCAAAGCCUGUGAAUUGCUGCAGUUGCAGAAGGCUGGAGGGAUGCUGGAAAGUGGAACCAGUGGAUGUAUGUCAGAUUCUGAGGCAAGGAUUCAUGCUCUGGAAAUUCAAGUGAAUGAAUUGAAGAAGGAGAAGGAAUAUUUCGAGGGACAGCUUAAAUUCCAGGUUCAGGUAAAUUCAGAAUUGAAAAAUUUGCUCGUGGCCGCUGUGGGAGAGGAUAUUCAGACCAGGGUCAAUGUUCUCACUGAGGACAAGCUCCAAUUGGCCAGAGCACUGCUAGACUCUGCCAAUAACAUCUCUACGCACACUGAACAAAUUGAAUAUCUGGCUGGACAGAGUGAAGUGUGGCGGAGUAAAUUUCUAGCCAGCAGCUUGAUGGUUGAAGAAUUGGCCAGAUGGAAAGCUAGUCUUACUCAGAAGAACAAUCUUCUCGUGACGUCAAAUAAGCAAUUACUCGAGAUGACUUCCAGGCAAAUUCGAGAUAUGGCCAGGGAUAUUCUCAGAAAUCUCAAAUUCCUCGCACAAAUCAAAGAGCUCAAACUACCUUCGGCCAAUGCUGUUGACCUUCUGGCUGAAUGCUGCAACAUUUCGCAACAAUUGGUACUUCAUUCGGGCGUCGGCAUGCCUGAAGAUCUCAAUCUUGAGAAUCUAGAGCCACUAACUCCAGCAGAAGGUGCAGCAAUAAAGGCCCUUCAAAACUCCAAUCAGCCUUUAAUGUCCACAGAUGAGGCUUUCAGAGCCAUCGUCGGGCAGGCCUUUCCUUCAAUCCUGGCCAUGCGCAAGGACUCCACAGCGAAGGAAGAUGAUGCAAAUGGCAAUGGGCAGGAUGAUGGAUAGGGAAGUGAUCGUGUAUGACCAGCCUGCUGAUGCCAAAAUCACACUAACACAUAUACGUGAAAGCGAACAUUGUUGUUCGGAACAUGGCCAAACCCCAAACCGGCAGCAUCUUCCCGGCUUCAGAACGGCAGUAUCACUCUGAUAUGUUCAAAAUUAAACAUUUUUAAAAUUUAAUAUAAUUUUGUGUGAUUUUUAUAAAAUA
Molecule: messenger RNA, 1476 nt
Organism: Phlebotomus papatasi
Lineage: Eukaryota; Metazoa; Arthropoda; Insecta; Diptera; Psychodidae
Product: golgin-45
Exons: 2
Coding region: 51-1274 (407 amino acids)
Biological process (GO): Golgi to plasma membrane protein transport; Golgi organization
Cellular component (GO): Golgi membrane
Source: RefSeq, a predicted model, not a curated record